AUGUCUGAAUCUUCUGGAAAUUUUUUAUUCUGGAUUCAAGUCACACAUUUUGUCCCAAAACUUGGAUUCAUUCUCACAACACUUUUCGGAUCGCUUCUUCUUCUGCUCAAUUAUCUCGGCGCGCAAAAAAACUUUGGAUCCUAUAAAUACCUGAUCAGUGCGUUUACAAUUCUUGGCAUGGUUUUUUCAGCCGUUGAGAUUCUGGUUUAUCCGAAUGUGCACAAUUAUAAAGCCGGAUUUCUGUUCUUCAGUUUCCAAGAGUCUUUUGGUUUGACAAGUUCAUGGAGUAGGAAUAUACCAUUGGCAGGUUACACAUUUUUCCAUUCAGCCACAAUGUCGCUGUUGUCGGUGCAUUUUAUAUACAGAUAUUGGGCUGUUUUUGACACUAACAAAUUAAACUACUUCCAAGGGAUCCGGUCUCUGAUCUGGUUUGGCUACUGCACAUUCUUUGGGUUCCAAUAUGCCCUUGGAACUUACUUCUUCCUUGCCAGAGACGAAAUUGCCGAUGAAUACUUCCGUGAAGACGUUCUUCUUCGCUACAAUGCAAAUAUCACAGAACUUCCUGCAAUGUCAAUUGUAUCUUAUGAUCCUGUUGAUGGAUCAAUCCGCUGGUUUAAUCUUAUGGGAGUGAUCAAUAUCAGCGCAAUUGUCAACUUUCAAUAUGCCAUUAUGAUUUAUUGCGGAUGGACGAUGCAUACAAAAAUGGAGGAUAAGAUUAAGCAUUUUUCGGAGACAUUGAGAAAGCAUCAUAAGCAAUUUUUCAAGACUUUGGUUAUACAGAUCACAACUCCCACUAUCAUUCUUUUUAUUCCGAUUACUAUCAUCAUGAUUUUGCCAAUUAUGAAUCUGGAUAUCAGUCUUCCAACUGGAGUGUUCCUUUGUAGUUUUACCCUCUAUCCAGCAACUGAUUCGAUGACUGUAAUGUAUGUGGUGUCAGAGUAUAAGAAUACAGCUAAAAGAAUCCACAAAGUGUUCGGAAAUGGAAUAAAAGAAAUACAAGUAUCGAGAAUUAGCUCUACAAUAAACCCGGCCAGCACAGCACCGUCUUCGUGA
Caenorhabditis briggsae is the source of this 1053-nucleotide messenger RNA. NCBI's taxonomy places the organism in Eukaryota, Metazoa, Nematoda, Chromadorea, Rhabditida, Rhabditidae. The coding region runs from base 1 to 1053 and encodes 350 amino acids. The transcript has 5 exons. The record is from RefSeq and is a predicted model, not a curated record.